CGCGGCUGGGUAUAAAUGGAGACGCCCCGCCUCUCUCUGGAGGAGUCGCGCCGGUCCCUCGCGUGUGUGUUGUGUGCAGUGCAGUGCAGAAGGCUGGAGUGCGCGAGUGUCGGAGCAGGACUAAAAGGACUUAACUCAGAUCGAACAAUGGAGCGAUUCGUCGUACGUAUGCUCGUGCCCGUCUUGGCGGCCGCGGUGGUGUCUGCCUUCCCCAGGAUCAGGGUGGCGAGGGACACUGGGGCGGCGCUGCGCAUGGGGCUGCCGUCCAACGCCACGUCCAUCCGCUCGGACGAGAUGCUGUCGGAGAAGUUCUCGUGCGCGGGCCGGCACUACGGCUACUACGCGGACCCGGACAACGACUGCCAGCUGUUCCACGUCUGCCUGCCCGUGCAGUUCGACGACGGCCGCGGCUCCAUGUACAAGUGGAGCUUCGUGUGCCCCGAGGACACCGUCUUCAACCAGGAGACGUUCACGUGCAGCAGGCGCGAGGACGCCAUCAACUGCCAGGACUCGGAGCGCUUCUACGGCCUCAACGAGGACCUGGGCGUGUCGCGCAAGCAGCUGCAGCAACAGCAGCAGCAGCAGGAGGAGGCCGAGGAGGCCGAGCCCACCGACGACAGCAUGGCCGAGGUGGUGGAGGACGUGCCGUACCAACCGGCGCACGCCGCGGUCUACCCGCACGCCGUCGAGAGGCCCACAGAGGCGCGGCCGCCGCCGCCGCAGCAGGUGCACCAGCUGCACCAGCAGGCUGACAGCGCCAUGCAGCAGCAGCAGCAGCAGCAACAGCAACAGCAGCAGCUGCAUCAAGCCUCGACAGACCCGUUAGACGACGGUGUCAGUAAAUACGGAGCCUUCACCACCAUCAGAUACUAGAAGCGUGGCAGAAAAGGAGAACAGAAAAACACAGGCCCUGUUGCCAUGUUGUUUUUUGGUUGUUGUCCUUCCUGCAGCCCCUCCCGCUCUUCCUGCCAAUGCUUUCCAUCUUUCUAAUUAUUCCCCCACCCCUUUCCCUUCCUUUUCCCCGCUACUUCGCCUCUGAAUCAGUCUUGUCUUGUACAUGCACCUUACUUGCACACUAUCUAUUUAUUUGUCAGGCAUGACUCACAGGUAGAGGAAAUCUGGUCCAUGAGUUCCAACACAACUUACCUGCCCUUCUUAUUCGGUAAGGUAGUGUUGGUUUGUUCUUUUAAUUGGAUAAGAUUGCCUCUCUAAAAUUGAGCCUUGGUCUGCCACCUAAAAAUGGUAAAUCGAUGCUCAACUGUCAUAAUAAUAAAAGAAAAAAAGAAACAUCUAUGCUAAUAAAUUAUGUACUGUAAAACUGU
This is a messenger RNA of Frankliniella occidentalis (western flower thrips), 1322 nucleotides long. RefSeq lists its product as uncharacterized. The record is from RefSeq and is a predicted model, not a curated record. NCBI's taxonomy places the organism in Eukaryota, Metazoa, Arthropoda, Insecta, Thysanoptera, Thripidae. Gene Ontology annotation, molecular function: chitin binding. The transcript has 4 exons. Gene Ontology annotation, cellular component: extracellular region. Bases 16 to 873 code for a protein of 285 amino acids.